Molecule: messenger RNA, 4021 nt
Organism: Acanthochromis polyacanthus (spiny chromis)
Lineage: Eukaryota; Metazoa; Chordata; Actinopteri; Pomacentridae
Gene: phf14
Product: PHD finger protein 14
Biological process (GO): regulation of transcription by RNA polymerase II
Source: RefSeq, a predicted model, not a curated record
UUUAAGAGAGUUUGUAUGGUCAUUGUGGACCGCAGUUUGAAGCGACGGCAGGUGAAGCCACUUGCUGCCUCUCUCUUAGAUGCCUUGGAUUAUGACAGCUCGGAUGACAGUGACUUUGAAGUUGGAGAUGCCUCAGGGUCAGAUGGCACAGGCAAUGGCAGUGAUGACGAAGGGUCCAAAGCUAGUGCUGCGGGUUCAGAAAGUGAUUCGGACAAUGCUCCUUCUGCAGAAGAUGGUAUAGAUGAGGAGGAGGCCAAAGAUUUGGCUGCUGAGGACAACCUAACUGAGGAUGAAGAGAAAAACAAACAGCAACCAUCAUCAGACAGCUCCACCAAAGACACUCCCACUAUCACCCCACCUAAAGGCAGACGCAAGAGUAAGAAGACGCCAGAGCCGGAGCCUGCUGCAGCUACGGAAACUGAAUCUACAUCAACAUCUGUGCCUGGCAACACAAAUGCUGAAGAGUCUCAGGCUGAGCCCAAGAAAUGGAAUUUCCGCAGAAACCGCCCCCUGCUGGACUUCACCACCAUGGAAGAACUGAAUGAGAUGGACGACUACGACAGUGAAGACGACAAUGACUGGAGGCCUACUGCAGGAAAGAAGAAAGGCAAAGCAGCAACACAGAAAGGAGGCACAGAAGAAGAAGAUGGUGGCAGUGCUAGUGACGAUGAUGAUGAUGACAAUGAUGACGAUGACGAUGAUGAUGAGGACGACGAAAAGGAAGAUGGUGAUGACAACAACAACAGUAGCAGUGACAGUGACAAAGAGGUGAAGAAGCCCAAAAAGAAGACAAAGAACAGCGCUGCUUUUGAUGAUGAACUCACUAAUGAUAGCAUGUCACAGGGAAAGGGCAAUGAGGAUGCUUUGCUGGAUCGGUCCCAGACUUGGAGCACUCAGCACAUCCUCAUUUGCUGCGUUUGUCUGGGAGACAACAGUGAGGAUGCAGAUGAGAUUAUCCAGUGUGACAACUGCGGGGUGACUGUGCACGAAGGGUGUUAUGGUGUGGAUGGCGAGAGUGACUCGAUUAUGAGCUCAGCGUCAGAGAAUUCGACAGAGCCUUGGUUCUGUGAUGCCUGUAAGAAUGGAGUGACUCCCAGCUGUGAGCUGUGCCCCAACCAGGAUGGCAUCUUCAAAGAGACAGAUGCCGGGAGAUGGGUACAUGUGGUGUGUGCACUUUAUGUUCCUGGAGUAGCAUUUGGAGACAUCGAUAAACUGCGGCCAGUGACGCUCACAGAGAUGAAUUAUUCAAAAUAUGGGGCCAAGGAGUGCAGUUUCUGUGAGGAUGCUCGCUUUGCCAGGACUGGUGUGUGUAUCAGCUGUGAUGCAGGAAUGUGUCGUUCCUACUUCCAUGUCACAUGUGCACAGAGGGAGGGACUUCUGUCUGAAGCUGCAGCAGAGGAGGAUAUCGCUGAUCCAUUUUUUGCAUACUGCAAACAGCAUGCAGACCGCUUUGACAGAAAAUGGAAAAGGAAGAAUUACCUGGCCUUACAGUCUUAUUGUAAGGUCUCUCUGCAGGAAAGAGAAAAACAACUUACUCCUGAAGCUCAGGCCCGAAUUACCACCCGCCUCCAGCAGUACCGGGCAAAAGCAGAGCUGUCGAGGAACACUCGGCCUCAAGCAUGGGUGCCCCGGGAGAAAUUGCCACGACCUCUGACAUCUAGUGCUUCAGCCAUCAGGAAAUUGAUGAGGAAGGCAGAACUGAUGGGCAUCAGCACCGACAUUUUCCCUGUGGACACAUCUGAUGCUAACGCCAGCAUGGACGGACGCAGGAAACACAAGCAGCCUGCGCUCACAGCAGACUUCGUAAACUACUACCUGGAGCGGAACAUGCGAAUGAUCCAGAUCCAGGACAACAUCUCCGAGCAGAAGAACCUAAAAGACAAGCUGGAGAGCGAGCAAGAAAAACUACAUGUAGAGUACAACAAGCUCUGUGAGUUUCUGGAGGAACUGUUGAAUGUAAAUGGAGAGCUGCGAGGUGAAGGCCAGGCCAUGUGGACUCUGCUGGGGGGCAUCUUGGGCCAGAAGCUAAAUACUCCAGCAAUUCUGAAAGCCCCAAAAGAGAGGAAGCCCAGCAAGAAGGAGGGAGGAACUCCAGGGAAGUCAUCCAGUCUACCAGCAAUCCUCUACAGCUGCGGCAUCUGUAAGAAAAACCAGGACCAACAUCUGCUGGUGUUAUGUGACACAUGCAAGCUCUACUACCACCUAGGCUGCCUGGAGCCACCACUGACACGAAUGCCCAAGAAGACUAAGAACAGCUAUUGGCAAUGCUCUGAGUGUGACCAGGCCAGCAGCGAUGAAGCUGAUAUCGCCAUGGAGACCUUACCUGAUGGGACCAAGAGGUCUCGAAGACAAAUCAAAGGACCAAUCAAGUUCAUCCCACAGGAGAUGUCACCAGAGCCCAAGAAACAUCAAGUGAGAGGCGCGAGAACCAGAGGGCAGAAGAGGAAGCGAGUUCCAAUUUGUGAAGACAGAGAAGAUAAAAUCGAGGAACCACUGCCAAGGGAACGUCGACAGCGCCAGUCUGCAGUGCAGAAAAAACCUAAGGCAGAUGACACAAGGACUGAGUGCACAACCUGCAAAGGACCUGGCGACAAUGAAAACCUUGUGAGGUGUGACGAAUGCCGGCUCUGCUACCACUUCGGGUGUCUGGACCCCCCGCUGAAGAAAUCUCCCAAGCAGACUGGAUAUGGCUGGAUCUGCCAGGAGUGUGACACAUCCUCAUCCAAGGAGGAAGAGGAACAGCAGUUGGAGGAGGAUAACUCUGUGAAAGAGGAAAGACCAGAGCAGGAGAUUUCAAACAGAACCUGAGUGACAUGACAUAUACACACCUGCUGCGUGGCUUCUCCUCCAGUCCUAGCUUUUUCUGUUCAGACUAUAGUGCCCAUAACUUUCUACUAGCCUCCCAAAGUCUUUAGGCAGCCAGCUGUUCCGCUCCAGAUGGUCUAAUAGCCAGAGGUGUAUUUUAGAAAACACUAUUCAAAUGGUAAUAUCUUUAGUUUUAUGGUAGAGUUUGUACUUUUUAUGGAUGGUGCUGGACAGAUGGACAGAUUUCAGACAUUUUCAUGAAGCAGCACAUGAAAACAGCUGACCACAGGAGCACACACAGCCCUAUGCUCCUUGUACAGCCAAGAUACUGUAUGUCUGACUGUUAACAUCCAGCCACUUGAUACAUUUAUGACACUUUCCAUGCAAUCUAUUUUCAUACAGUAAUGAUCAUCAGACAGUGUGUUCACAGUGUCAUGUUUACAAGAUGAAGCUAGUAGUGUGCGACCAAACUUUCUUCUCUGAGCCCACAGAACAUAUCUUCUUCCCUGCUAAGCACGCCCACAAUAGUCAGAUGUCAGCUUGGAAGUCCUUUCCAUUGUCUUCAAAUGCAUUUGACUGGAUGAUUUUAUUUUUGUAUUUUAUGCAUAUCUGUCGCCUUCCCCCAUUGGAAAUACCUGCUUAUCUUUUAGUUAAAGUUCUGUGAAGUACUGAGUUUUGUUUUUUGUGUUGGGAAAAAAAACCUUACAGUAUCUUUAAGUACCACAUACCGAUCUUUUUUGUCAUUGGAUUUGUAUGAAAAUCAUCAACGUUUAGGAAUGUGUCUACUCAGAGAUUGUACUUACAUACUUUUACUCCUCUUUCCUAGCCAGAUGGUUGUUUGACCUGCUUGUAAUCUGCGGUUCAGACUAAGUCUCUGAGCAGCCUAUGAAUCAUCACUCAAUUCUCAGCAAAGUUUCGCAACUAAAAUUUUUACAUUAAUUAAAUCCAAAGAGGCAGCAAAAGUGUUCAUAGUCUAAUUCUCUCAAAUUUACGGCUAUAUGCACCAAACAUUAGGAGUAACGCCAAGUGAUGACUGUCAACAGAGAGCUAAUAAAUUGUUAGAUCUGAUCAGAGACUACUGUCAGGCUAGAGAACUGUCAAAUUUUCAGUGUAAAUUUAGUUAUCCCUUAAAGUGCCAAUAAAUUUGAAUUGCAAAAAAAGUUGCUUCUUUAUGAUUGAUACUCAAUGCACAUUAAAUGUCAGAAUGUCUCAGUCA